GAAAUAGAGGCCAGUAGCAGAAUUUUCCAGUAGGUCUCCACUAAAAACUCUACCUAUUCCCAUGCCCAAAGAAUCUUCUCCAGGCUGGGAGAUUCAAAGUCAGGAUAACAAAGUCUUAGGAAUGUGACAGAUGCAAAGACUUGAUAAAUCCAUCCCCGGCCGAUGAACCAAGUGUAAGCAAUCCCUCACACGCCCCACCUAUCUUCUCUUCAGGCUUUCGGUCUCCCCUCGAUUCUAGUUCUGGGAGAAUAUUUGCUCCUUCCGGAAUCUAGAACUCCGAUGUUCCCGGCUGCAACCUCAAGCACCUGGGCUGCCAACUACCUCGCAUCUGAAGCCUGGCUUCCUUUCUUCCCACCCAUGCAUGUGAAAGUCGCCUACGGGUUAAUGAUUUAAAGGUGCCACGCAGGUUAUUCUGUCUCUCCCCGCCACAAGGAGAGUUAGAGCGGAUCUGUUUAUGUAGAUCUGCUUGGGGGCAGUCACACGGAUCAAAUGGCCGAAGUGCUUUACUACGGCCUCCUUGAUUUCCCUCCUCCACUCACCGCCUCCUAAGUUUUGCGGGAGAAGGGACGAAAGGAGAUUGAAGGAAGAGAGAAAGAAGAGCAGGAAAAAAACAGGUGGACAAUCUCCCGGAGCGGAGGUCUCUGUCCUGCUCCUCUCGCGGCAAACUCAGCCCCCGCGUGGCAGGACGAUGGGUAAGCUAGGAAAAAGUGAAUGAAGCAGGAGGAGGAGGAAGAGGAGGCGGAGGGAGGCGGCGGCGGCGUUGGCGUUGACUUUGGCGUUGGCGUUGGCUUUGGCGGCGGCUAUAGCCCGAAGAGGAGGAGAAGGAGGAGGGAGCGCGCCUGACUGCCGGGGCCGCAGCGGGCGGGCUGCAAGUCGGGGUCUGGGCGCUCGGCGGCUGCGGCAGCAGCAGCGAACAGAGCAGCGCCUCCCCCUCCCAGCGGACCCAUGGACAGCCUGCCGGCCUCCGGGGCCAAACCCCCGAGCGGGAGGAAGAUGAAAGCUCGGGCUCCUCCUCCUCCUGGAAAGCCAUCUACAACUCCAAACAUCCACAGUGAUCAGAAAUCAAACAGGGACUUGGGAAUCAUCCCACAGCAGAACCUCGUCAACAUGAAAGAAAACCUGAGGAGCAGCAUGGUGGACGUCACUGUGGUUUUACCCAAUGGAUUGGAAAUUAAAAGUGCUGUCGAUGGGAGUAAUGCCAUGAUGGACCUGCUGGUCGAGCUGUGCCUCCAGAAUCAUCUAAAUCCAGCCCACUAUACCCUGGAGCUCAGGUCGUUGGAGACCCAACAACCUUUGAGUUUUAAGCCAAAUACUUUGAUAGGGACCCUUGAUGUACACACAAUAUUCUUGAAGGAAAAAGUCCCUGAAGACAAGAGCAAAUCAGUUCUCCAGAAGGUACCUGAGAAGUCUGUGCGACUAGUAGUGAACUACUUGCGAACACAGAAGACUGUAGUCCGGGUGAGCCCCGAUGUCCCACUGCAGAACAUUCUCCCUGUUAUUUGUGCAAAAUGUGAAGUCAACCCUGAGCACGUCAUUCUCUUAAGGGACAAUAUUGCCGGGGAAGAGCUGGAACUUUCAAAGUCCUUGAAUGAGUUGGGGAUAAAGGAACUCUAUGCAUGGGACAACAAAAGAGUUCUUCUGACCAAAACUCAGUCAGAACCUUCUCUGGUCUAUCGAGAAACUUAUAGAAAAUCUCUGAGCAGUGAUGUCGUGGACAAAGAGAAGAAGAAAUUUCUGGGGUUUUUCAAAGUCAGUAAAAGAAGCAAUAAGGCUGAUGGGAUGCUAAGAGUGGAGAGUGAUGAGGAUAUUUUAAAGUCAACCACUGAAAAGAACUUUAAUGGCUGCUUGACUACUCCCAACUCCCCAUCUGUGAAUUCCCGUUCACUUACCUUGGGUCCAUCCCUGUCCCUCAGCAACAUCUCAGGAGUGUCAUCAGUAAAGUCAGACAUGAAGAAGCGUAGGGCACCUCCUCCACCAUCAGCAACACCAUCAGCAACACCCUCAGCAACACCAUCAGUAACGCCGUCAUUGCCAAGCACUGAGGCAUUUGGUCAAGACAAGAUGUCAGAAAAGGUAUCUCAAGUAUCACAGAACGAAUUACAGAAGAAAAAGCGACGCGCUCCAGCACCGCCACCGCCACCGCCGCCGCCAUCGACUCCUCUCAUCCCAAAUAGGACAGAUGACAAAGAAGAGAAUAGGAAGAGCACAAUGGGUGUUGGACGGCAGGUGCCACAGAAGCCUCCUAGAGGCACUCCUCGAGGUCCACCUCAGUUAGUGCUUCCCCCACCCCCACCUUACCCUCCUCCAGACACAGAUAUUGUGGAUUCUCCAGGGUUUCACAGAGAAGCAGAUGGAACAGAAUCCUCAGAACUGGGACCCAAACUAAGCCUGCCACUCCUCCACAGCAGUAAUUGUUCCAUGGAUGGUAGGAUCACCGAGCUGUCUGAAGUAGAAGAGACGGCAUCGGUGAGCAGCUGCUUUGCAUCCGAAGAUACUACUACUGAAGACUCGGGAGUCGUGAGCUCUCCAUCAGACAUCGUUUCUCUGGAUUCACAAAACGACAGUGUAAAGUCCAAAGAUAAGUGGGCCUUGGAUCAGGAGGAUGCUGCAUACACCUGUGCAGCAGAGCAUGGCCCCCCACGGAGCGCUUCACGGGACAGUGAUGACUCUGGGGUUACUCAUCUGAGAAAUGAAAAAGCAAUUACAGCAAAGGAUGGUGAUGAUAUCUUUAUUAAUGGCCAGCUCCAAAAACCCCUAGCAGAAUAUUAUGAAGAUCUAGAAGAAAUGGAAGAUAGUUAUGAAACAGAUACCACUUCUUUAACAGACUCCACAAAUGGUGGGCUCAGUUCCCAUGGACAAGAGGCUGUAGUCCCUAAAGAUAAUGCUUACACAAUUCCAGUGACAUUUAUAGGAGAAGUUUUAGAUGACCCUGUUGAUCUGGGGACUUUCAUCAAUAAAAACAAUAAUGCAGGUUCUUUUGAUAUGGAACAUAUGACUAAUAAAGCAACCUACAUAACUGAGAAGCCCUUGUAUGACCAGUCCUACAAGUCAAAAGCCAGCAAUCUGCAUGUGAAAAAGAGGGAGAAUAUGUUUGAAUCUUAUGUUUCUUCAAGUGAAAUGAAAAAAGAAAAAGAGUUGCUACCACCCAACAAUGACAAAAAUACUUGUCCAAGUGAACUAAAGCCCAAUGUGGCUUCUUCCACCCCUAAACCUCCAAUGGAUGACCCAUGUUUGAAAGAAAAAAACCAUCAGGACUAUGAGUCAAAUGGCAUUCAAAGGUCCCACAUGUCAAAGAAAAUUAUUUCAGAACUGAUGAUGGAAAAGCAAACCAGUGAUAAAAAUGAUCUCAAAGUGCCAUCAUCAUGGUAUUGUCGGGGCCAAAACCCAGUAGGACCUAAAGCUGGCCUUACAACCUAUAAAAUUGUUCCUCCAAAAUCAGAGAUGAAAUGCUAUGAUCGAGGAGUAUCCCUCUCAACUGGUGCCAUUAAGAUAGAUGAAUUAGGCAAUCUAAUUAGUCCACAUGUUGAUGGGAAGAAGUCCACCUUGAUACCAUCUGUUGGGGAAAUGGAGACACUCCCCAUUGGGAAAGUAAAGGAAUUCUGGAGAUCAAACUCCAUAGAGAGACAUCCUGAUGGACCCCUAGAUUAUGCUAAAAGAUCUGUGGCUACUCUGCCAUUAAAACAACAUCAUAAAGAAACUAAACUCAAAGCAGAACCAGAAAUCUUGGACCCAAAGCUAAAACCAUCACAGAUAGCUGCCCACAAAGUGGUGAAAACAAUUCUGAACUGGAAAAAAGCAAGCCACCUGCCUCGGUCCCCAGCACAACUCAGGCAAAAGCACCAGUUGCCACAUCAGCAAACCCUACUGGAGAAGUCCUCUCCUUUCUUAAACCUCAAAGAAGAACUUCAAGCCAAUAUGUUGCCUCUGCCAUUGCAAAACGGAUGGAAACUCCUCCAAUCAACACAAUUUCCCUCCGUAACAGUGAGAGAGAGGCGAACAGAUGGGAAGGCAGGAAGUUCAGACAAGACUUAGCACCUCCUCCUGAAAAUGAGAAUCUAUUAAACAGUACCCAUCCCCUAACAAAAGCAUCUAAAAAUGAUCCCAAGAGGUCCUAUUCUG
Molecule: messenger RNA, 4119 nt
Organism: Antechinus flavipes (yellow-footed antechinus)
Lineage: Eukaryota; Metazoa; Chordata; Mammalia; Dasyuromorphia; Dasyuridae
Gene: COBL
Product: cordon-bleu WH2 repeat protein
Exons: 14
Coding region: 946-4032 (1028 amino acids)
Biological process (GO): actin filament network formation; actin filament polymerization
Cellular component (GO): ruffle; plasma membrane; axonal growth cone
Molecular function (GO): actin monomer binding
Source: RefSeq, a predicted model, not a curated record